AUGUCUGAGAAGAAAGCAGACUUGAAUCCUCAGCCUCCCGCUCCCUCCGAUCCUCCUCCAUCCUACGAAACAGCCGCCUCAAGCACGGGCGGCCCAAACACCAAUCCCAUACCACUCCCGCGCCCCCCACCGCUCUCGCUCCCCGUUCUCAACGAACUCCGCUCAAAAAGGGUAAUCCUCGCCUCUGCUUCUCCCCGUCGCAAACAAAUAAUCUCCUUCCUCGGCCUACGCAAUGUCGAAAUCAUCCCUUCCAACACACCAGAAGACUUCCCGAAAACUCUAACACCGUUCGAAUAUGUUCUCCAAACCGCUACUCACAAGGCCAUCACGGUAUAUCAGCAAGAGGUGAACAAUCUGGAGAAGGGUGAGCCGGCAUUAAUUCUCGCUGCCGAUACGAUCGUAGUAGACAUAUCAACAGGAGACAUCCUGGAGAAGCCGCGCUCGGAGGCCCAUCACAUAAGUAUGCUCAAGUUGCUGAGAGACGUGUCGGACCACAAGGUAUACACUGCCGUCGCCGCGAUCGUGCCACUGGAAAGUGCCCGCGAUCCGGGAUACGCUUUGGAGACGGUGGUGGAAGAGACGAAAGUCAGGUUUGAUCCGGACGUUACAGAUGAACUUAUUCUCGCAUACGUGAGGACGCGAGAAGGAGUGGACAAGGCAGGCGGCUAUGGGAUGCAGGGCCUAGGAUCGAUCUUGGUCCAAAGGAUCGAAGGGAGCUAUGAUAAUGUGAUUGGGCUGCCGUUACGCGCUACCUUGAGGCUGAUUGAAAAGGCUAUGGCCAAGGCUGAGGAUGAUGAUUUGCUGGGGGAUGAGCUAUCGGAGGAAGAAUAG
Coccidioides posadasii C735 delta SOWgp is the source of this 831-nucleotide messenger RNA. RefSeq lists its product as uncharacterized. Gene Ontology annotation, molecular function: nucleoside triphosphate diphosphatase activity. Lineage: Eukaryota; Fungi; Ascomycota; Eurotiomycetes; Onygenales; Onygenaceae. The record is from RefSeq and is a predicted model, not a curated record.